Messenger RNA from Desarmillaria tabescens, 222 nucleotides. RefSeq lists its product as uncharacterized. The record is from RefSeq and is a predicted model, not a curated record. The transcript has 2 exons. NCBI's taxonomy places the organism in Eukaryota, Fungi, Basidiomycota, Agaricomycetes, Agaricales, Physalacriaceae. Bases 1 to 222 code for a protein of 73 amino acids.
AUGUCUGGCUUCACACUUCUUCUGCUGCUCAUGAAAUCUACGUCAUUGUCGCAUAUCCAGUAUGAUGCCGCUCUUGCUACUCUCACAAUGCAGCGGACUUUGCAGGCGUCUCACCUACCCUUAACAUGUCUCGCGACAACUGUGUGGCGCGACAUCCGAGGCCAAGUCGUCCAGGAACACGGACAAUUUCGCGAGUCGAAGAAGAUGUCACUAAGUCCUUAA